GCGCUGCCACUGCCAAAGAUGCUAGAUCUUCGAAUCAAUUAUCGCGAAGAAGCCUACUCGAGACUUUAGAAGACUCGGCAGAAAUCUGGACAAAAUGUCGAUGACUGGAAGCUUAAUGGGAUACGAGAAUAAUAACGAUGUGAACCAGGCCAAGUGUAAAAAGCCGUUGAAGCCGCUGCCAGUCGUGUCGAGCAUAAGCUCGAGUGGCGUGACUACGAGCACGGCCAAACCGAAAAAAGCACGAAGAUCGACGAAGAAAGACAGGAGAUGCGCGUUUGGUCAUGUAAACAAUCUCUGGUCCGUCUGGUACGGCACACUGGCUGUCUCUUUACAGGCAUACAUAGGACUAAGAUGCGCCAGACGAUUCUCAACUUAUAUAUCACUUCCAUGGGCAGCGGACGCGCCUCCUCCUGAAAAUGAAUUGUACGUCUGCCUGGCGCUAUUGGGCACGGGACUCGUUCUACUUCCUGUGUUUCUUAGUGCGGCAUGUUUGAAGCUCGGCAAUCUCGCGAACGAUGGAAUAAAAUUGGGUCGACAUUUGAGCGCUUGUUCGCGCGACCCGCCGUCCGCGCUUUAUAUUAAUAAUUCCGAUAACAGUCUGGCAAGUAAUUUGUGGAGACACGGCGGUCCUACGGCGGCCUUCGUGCACCUCUGCACGGCCAUGUGCUUUCUCCUACCCUCUUUGCUCAUGGAGGCGAGGCUAAUACACGCUGGAUUUCUGCCAAAAGAUGCAAUAUGGAGAACCGAUUUGGACUGGAUAGUAAUACAUCGCGAUCGUCUAGUAUUAUUAAGCUUCAUGAACCCGAUCGGCAACUUAAGCUCCCUGACCGGCUCGGUGACGCCACAACCUUUCUUAACUCUGACCCCAGAAGAAGGCAUUAAUGAGAACCUCGACGAGUUUACCACUUCGACACCCGGUCUAACAAACAUGGCGCUUCCGGAUGUUGUCGAGACUCACGUCGGCGAGACAACUACCACGUUCUCGACUAUUCUCCACCCAAUCGUCACAGAUCCACCUUUGUCUCGAACCACUACUCCGAGUCCCGGUACAACUUCCGGCAAAACUACUACCACUGCUACUACUACUACUGCUACGAGCACCGAAACGACUUCGACGAUCUCGAAAACAACAAUGUUGCCGAAGAACAACACCGCGAGACGUCCGACCGCGAGAACCUUCACUAAAAGCAGUAAUUCGAAGAGGUCAAAGGCGAAGAAUCUCACCAGGAUAUCCACAACGACGAGAUCUUCCAGAGCCGUCGGAAACAUGACGGCUCAGAGUAUGUCGUUGACGAUGAACAGCCUGGCGGAUCUUGACCAUCCCGAGAAUUUGAAUCUAGAACUUCAAACAGCCGAAUCAUAUGGUCCGAUUACUCUGGAAUAUCUGAAUUACGCCGCCGCGCUCGGCGUCUACUCGGUAAGGUAUCCCGCCGUCUUCUGGUCGUGCAACAAAGCAUUGGGUACAAUUUUCAGUCUGCAACUGGUCAUAAAUUCAGCGCAGAGUCUGCUGGCUUACGCCGGAAUGUCCGUCCUUUAUAAGGUCCAGGUGGUAGGCGCGUUAAAAGCCCUGCCGCUUCUUCGGCAUCGCACCGUAGCGACGACCAGUACAAUCUCGACAAUAUUCGGAGACUCCUACUUUCUGCUGGAUCCUCCCGUGACCCUCGUGCUCUUCGCUCUCUCGUCUUUCCUGGUGCUCUGUUCCAGCAUGGUCAUGUACUUCUACGCUCACGGCAGGUUCACCGCUUUCCUGAAUCAGGAACGCGAGCGUCGCGUGAUCCUGUUGAGGGACGGCCGCGAGGGCAACGGCUGGGUCUACCUGCCACACUGCGCCGCGCUCGUCGUAUUCCUGGCGAUCUCGAUUUGUGGCGCGCCGCUGCUGUACGAUUACACGGUAGUGUAUCGCGGCAGUCUGGACGGCGCGAUCCUCGCCUGCAUCAUCGGCGUGAUACUCCACCUCCUUCUCUGGCUGCUCCUCUGGAUAAUCCUUACCAUCAAGCAACGCUGGACGUUCAAGAUGCGCGUGACCAUCGGUCGCGCCACCGUGAGGUCCGCGAGGUCGAUGAAACUCGUGACCGACGUCGAUCUGCUGUCGGCCAAGGACGACGACGACGGCACCAGCGCGCCUUUGCUUAUCGUCGAUAACGGCAGGACUUACACUAUCGCCGACACCUCGCCGAAGAGGGCUAUCAUGAACGUGAUACAGAAGGCUGCUAUGGAGAAGAAGGCUCGAUCGCAAGGCGGAAACGUCGACGGGGUCGACGGCGAAUCGACGGCUGACGGUGAUGAGCAGAUCUACUGGCUUAGGCCGAAAUUACGUCCUUCGCCCGCGCAAUCCCCGAGCGACAACAGCGGUGCACCGACGUCCGACAAGGGUUGGCUGAACAAGAAGCUCAAGCAUAAGGUCACCUUUAACGACCUGCCUAGUACGUCAGGCUCGCGUAAUAAGGGAAAAGCCAGACGAGGCGUCGCUGACGGCGGGCCUGAUGAUGACGGAGAUUACGCCACAUUACGCGAAUUACCGCUAGUCACCUCACUAGAUCCGGCCGAUGAUUCCACCUCUGAAGAAAACAAAUGGCAAAGAUGGCCGAUAACUCGUAGGGACGGUAUACCUAAAUUCAGGAAUUUGCUCGAGUGCGUGAACGACGAUCAGGUGACUUACUAUGCGAGUGCGAAUCGUGACCUACAACCGUCGGAAGGUGAUCCUUCGCCCCUUCUGACCCCCGAUCCUCUACCUGAUCCCGUUGAGGAAGAACCGCUCCCGUUGCCCCCUCCGACUCCAACCUCCGCACCAACCACUGAUAUUGUCACGGCGCCACUAACUACAAAUGUCCAGAUGAACGGUGGACAAACGCCGCGAUGCCUGCGUCGCGCGGAUUCGGGAAUGCCGCACGAUGAACUGACACCGCGCUCGGACUCCUCGAAUUCACCACCUUUGGACGCGGUAGGCAGCGGCGGCGGCGGCGCCGGUUCGGUCACCGGCCACAGCAACACCAGCAGCAACAGCGAGACGUCGAGCGGCGUGCAUAGUAACGCCAGCAACGCCAGCAACGCUAGCCACACCAGCUCCCAAACCGGUCGUCGAGCGACCAGCGUGGACGAUCUGACCGGCGAGCCGCGCGAGGAACCGCGCGAGCAGUGGCGCAGCUGCUCCCUUCAGCGAGGCACGCAACCGCCUACGGCAAAUACGACCUUCUCGCCGCCCAACAGCCGCCCCAGCACCAGCCAAUCCUUUUCCUCGCCGCAAUACGUGAACCACGUGCCGCCGUUCGCCAACGCUGCCGGCGGCAACGAGAUCGGCUCAGGCUGCCCGGCGGUCAUCCUCGAGAAUCCGAACGAGGCGACGGUCGUAAUUCGCCGCAAACUCUCGAGAGCGAAGCUCACGGAUCCGCUGAACGCAAACGAGGAACCGUUUGGUCGGUCCACCAACAUGAGGAUGACCUCCUUCACGGAGAGCAACGACAUCCGCAUACAGGCUUCCUCGGCGACCCUGCCGCACUAUCCCACGCAGCCUAUCGUCACGUAUCCGCACUGCUCCACGAUGCCGCUGCCUCACGCGUCAUCCCACAGCGUGGCCACAGCGAACAUGAGCGGCGGCUCGACCGGCAGCUGCGGCUCCGUGCCGAAGCACACGUUCGUGCCACCGCAAGUUCACACUACGAUGCCGGCGCACACGACGCUGCCGUCGCAUCACAACGGUGUCAGGCUGCUACACAACGCCAGCGCUAAUCCUAACAAUCCGUUCGUCAAGAGGUUCCCGCCGGUGCAGCUGCACACCCAGCCCUGGGCUCUGCCGGGGCAUCACACCUUCCCGCAGAUGCCACCGAACAACAACAAGCUCACGGCCACCGCGCAGAUCAGACAGAGCGACCGGGACUCGGCGAACUUCUCCAUGGCCAGUAGCGGGGACUCCGACACGUGUUUACCGCACUAAAAUGCGCGAGGACUGCUGAUUUAGGCGUUAAAAGCGUGUGCGCGGCCGAAUUAUGCUGGUGAACUCCGUACCGCCUUUUAGUGCGUCAGGUGAUACUCAGUAUUUUCGUGAAUGACGUUUUGUCGUUGGAAUCACGAUAUCAAGCGGGCAUCGCAGUUUCCAGAUACGAUGUAUCACUGACGAUCGUUAUUUCUUUUAAGGGCUUAUUCAGGUGAGUGAGAGCGAUAGAAGUGUAGCAGGCAGACAGAGAGCAGCUCUUUGCGCGAACUCGAGACGAGUUGUGAAUGAAUAUUUUAUUCCGAAAUAAAUCUUUAGGCAAAAUUGUAAUAUGUAUUUAGUAUGCUGCAUUACCAGGUAUGAAUCGUUAGAGGAAGCUUUCACAUAUUUUAUAUCUCGUAUACCGAAAUUUGAAGAAAUAUCGGAUUAAAGUUGAAACGACAUAUCACACUUCUGCCGUUAAAUGCCAUUUGUUAAAUGUAUAAAUGUAUGGCAUUCCUUAAUAUACGUGCUACCUCUAUUUUUUUACAAUUUGAUCGGACGCGACACGUCGAUCGGAUUUUACCUGAUUAUUUAAAUAGAUGUGUCUAUGAUAUUAACGUAGUUUAUUGCACAAAAGCCGCAUAUAUAUAAAAAUGCCACUCGUUUGAAUAAACGAUGAACGAGCAUCAAGGUAAAUGGUCGAAAAAGGCACGGAAAGUAUAAAUGAUUAUAUGGUGAACGUAAUUAAUAAUUAUAAUUAAAAACAAUUCCGUUACAUACAUAUCUUAUAUACGUUGUGAUCCCAUUUAAUCUCUAAUCACGCAGCAAUAAAAUGAAAUAUCUGAAACGGUUAGUGAUAUAAAUAGUGAAACAAUAGGUACUCAAUCGAGAAAUCUUCAUCCUGGUUAAUGCGAAAUACUCCUGAAUCAUUCAACAAUAAGUAAUUAUGCAUAAGUAACGCACGUAUAUCGCAGUUUAAAGAGAAGUAAAUCAGAUUACGAUAAGUAUAAAUAAUACUAGAUCCUCUGCUCGAGUUUGCGCAAACGUCUUUCGAUGCGCGCUUAUAGUUAAAAUCAUCAUUUUCAUUUUACUAUCUCACGAGGCGGAGGUAUUCGACAUAAAGGAAAAUCAGCGCUUUGCCAUAUAUGAUAACAACAGAGAUGAUAAUCGUCAGCAGGCGGAAGAGUGAGAAUAAUGUAGUUAUCCCAUUUUUAGGUAUGGAAAAAAAGUUAUCGUGUUGUCCUAAAUAAAAUACGUGUAUAGAGUGAAGUAAGGAUAGUCGGUUGUAAGAGAAAAUGUGGGAAAAAACUCGGGUCGCUCCUUCAUAAGCAUUCACGCUUUUGUAUCAAUAAUUAAGAUCUCUUUUCUACCGAUAAUUGUAAAUUUUGUUAAAAUGUAAUUUGUACAUUGCUAAUCAUUUGUUUAUAGUGCGGCUCUGACGAGUCACUUACGUGCGAUUAAGGCGAAAAGAAGAAAAGCAUUCUCUCACGUGCGUGAACUGCACGUUCGAACUAUGCGCAAUACGUUUUUUCUCUCAUUCGCUUUUGGUCUUGUUUCUUUUUCUUCUUUUAUAGUCGCAAUGUUUGUUUGUUUGAAUGUUCUAUAAGUUAUAUGUUUAAAUAUUAGAAAUUACGUGCGAAAUAGCACGCGAGCGGUUUUAUAUGAAUUGUAUACUGUAAAAUGUAAUGCGAAUUGCAGUCGUGCGAUUUUUGGCCUUGAUAAGAUUUACGGUGUAUUGAAAAUUUACUAUUACAUCAAAUCUUCUUGUGGUCUGAUAACGGUGUACCAUAAUCUCCCGCUAUGUUAUGGUAAUCGUGUCGUAAGAUUUGCAAUGUUAUACAGUGCCAUCGAAGUUAGUAAGCACACGUAUAUCACAGGCAAGAAUGUACCGGAUCGGUACAAUUUCGACAUGUUUCAAUUCCGAUGCGAAAAGCACCUGAAAUAAAUCCUGACCGUUCGUAAGCAAUAUGGAUCAAUUUCACGUAUUUAUAAUAUCGGAAUGCAAAUUUAGCGAAAUAAUGCCGAUUCAAAUCGCAGGAAUGGAAAUAUUCUAUGUAAUUAGGUAUUACUCAUAGCCUUCGACUUUAUGAGUAAGAGCUAAGAUGGCGAUUUACCGCGAGGACGAUGUGUGCUAUUUAUUUAUCUAUGAAUACCGAGCAGAGCAUUUGUACAGUCUAAUAUUCUUUCUUUUGUUAAAAGAAUUGUACAAGAUGCAUGCGAAAUUGCGUACAUUUUAUUUCUUUUUCUUUUUCAUGUGAUUUCUGUCUGUUCGAUAUUAUUUAAAAUCGUACAACGAGUAUUUAUUUAAUUGCCUGCAAAUGUAUGCAGAGGAAUCGUUAGGGCGCCGUAAAGAGAAGACAGACAAACGCAGUCUGUCGCAAGUGGUUUAAGGAACAAUUACUGCCACUUACUGAAGAUCUACAGAUCUCUAUUACAUUUACUUGUUUCGUCAACUGCCAUGUUAUUUCGUCCUUUCGUGAAUAUAAAUAAUCACCGUACUCGUUUAACUCGUACCUAGCAUUUACUUGUACGUACGCUAUGGUACGCGUAUGCUUAAAAAAAAAAAUAAGAAAGAAGCAUACGUUCGCUAAGUUGCGUUCUUUCGCGACUAUAUAUCACUUUAUGAGACGCGUGAUGGCAGUGGCUGGUCUCGCGAAAAUGCAUCACAUCCUCGAGUCUUUCUCGCAAUCUAACGUAAUAAUAUCGCGUGAUAUUUUCGACGCUCGUACUUUCGACAGUUCUUCCAGAAAGAUCGUAUUCGAGUUCAACGCUCGAAAUCAGUUUAUCCGCCCAGUUUAUGUCAAUUUUGAAUUGUUUGUAACAAUAUAAUCGGAUUCGUUUUUUGUAACAGAUGCAAACUCGAUUAAGCCAGCGAAUUGGCUUUCUGUUAGAUUGCGACAGGCUAAGAAGGAACACUAACAUAAGUUGAAUUUAGACAAACGAAGUUGCUUCAAUUAAAAUCGAGAUGAAUAAUUCACUCAAUACGUAAUUAAACGUACGUAAUAAUGAAAAGUAUUAUUAAAUGAGUCGGUUGAUUUGUAUGUUUAUUCAAGUAAUGUGCGAGAUUCAUGUCAAUUUACAAAAUUUUUCUAAAUCGAUGUUAUUAUUGCGCAUCAAAUAUGUUAUGAUGCAUUAUCAAACUUUGUAUAAAACUGUACGUAUCAUUUUUUUCGAGGCGAAUGAAAUAUUACACUUAUUUGAUGAACACGAAAAAAAGAAAAAAAAUUUUUUUGUAAUCACCGAUUACGAAGACACGAACGCAAUUGAUGAACCAAUUGUGUUAGAAUUGUAUGACAUGUGACAUGUUUGCGAUUGAAAAAGAUUUUUACGCAUUCCGUGAAAGAUGACUGUAACAAUAAAACGAGAGUGUGAGCGUUCUUGGAACAUUGUUCAGGACUCAUACUUCUCACGUGACAAUGCAAUAUAAAACCGAAUAAUCUGUA
Linepithema humile (Argentine ant) is the source of this 7353-nucleotide messenger RNA. It is a transcript of the gene tinc, whose product is annotated as tincar. The record is from RefSeq and is a predicted model, not a curated record. NCBI's taxonomy places the organism in Eukaryota, Metazoa, Arthropoda, Insecta, Hymenoptera, Formicidae.